AUGAGCUGGGAAGACGCCAGAGCGAACUGCUUAAGACAUGGAGGUGACUUGGUUUCUAUUCUGAAUUCCGCGGAAGUUGAUUUUAUUAACAAGCAAACAAAAGGCAUGGGAGAUAAUUGGUUCUGGAUUGGGCUGUUCCGCAACAAGACGACCAGUGAUCCAAAGGAAGGCUGGAUCUGGAGUGAUGGCAAUAAUUUUACAAAUCCUCAGCAGUGGCUGCCGCGUGAACCAAAUAACUACCAGAACAAUGAAAAAUGUGCCCAAUUUUACGCAAAUAGCAAACGGUGGAUUAAUUACAACUGCGCUGACUUAAUUCCUUCGAUAUGCAAAACGAAAAAAGGUACUGAAUUCAUGUAA
Paramuricea clavata is the source of this 357-nucleotide messenger RNA. Lineage: Eukaryota; Metazoa; Cnidaria; Anthozoa; Malacalcyonacea; Plexauridae. The record is from the annotation of a GenBank genome assembly.